UGUAGGCAGAGCGGAGUGAGCUCACCUGGCACCCUUCCCCUGCCUCUCACAGGUACCUCCGCACGCUGUACCUGGGGCUGCAGAGCCGGUGGCAGGCCGAGCACCGCCGCCGCCACUUCUACUGGCGGAUGAUGUUCGAGAGCGCGGACAUCAGCAUGCUGCGGCUGCUGGAGGCCUUCCUCAAGAGCGCGCCCCAGCUCGUGCUGCAGCUCAGCAUCAUGGUGCAACAGAACAGCAUCGAGCCAUUGCAGGGACUCUCAGCCUCGGCCUCGCUGGUCUCGCUGGCCUGGAUGAUUGCGUCCUACCAGAAGGUGCUGCGGGACUCGCGGGAGGACAAGAUGCCCAUGUCCUACAAGGGCGCCGUGGUGCAGAUCCUCUGGCACCUCUUCACCAUCGCUGCUCGUGCCAUCGCCUUUGCCCUCUUCGCCUCCGUGUUCCAGCUCUACUUCGGCAUCUUCAUCGUCACCCACUGGUGCAUCAUGACCUUCUGGAUCAUCCAGGGCGAGACGGAUUUCUGCAUGUCCAAGUGGGAGGAGAUCAUCUACAACAUGGUGGUGGGCAUCAUUUACAUCUUCUGCUGGUUCAACGUCAAGGAGGGACGGAGCCGCUACCGCAUGUGCAUCUACUACAUCAUCACGCUGUCAGAGAACGCCGCCCUCACCAUCCUCUGGUUCCUGUACUACGACCGCAAGACCACCUCCGACUUCAACGCCUUAAUCCUCGUCUGCGUGGUUAGCUCCAGCUUCGCCCUCGGCAUCUUCUUCAUGUUCAUCUACUACUGCCUCUUGCACCCCAACGGCCCCAUCUUCAGCCACCGCUCCGUGGGCUGCAUCUUCCGGCAGGAGCCACCCCCAGUGCCGGUGUCCCCCGUGGAAGCCGUCACCAGCCCCCCGCGCUCGCUGCCGCGGACUACAGGGGGGGAGCGGGACGGGGCGCCCGGGGAGCGGGACAGCUGCGUGCCCGUCUUCCAGGUGAGACCCUGUGCCCCGCCGGCGCCGGCCGCCCGCGCCCCGCGGACAGAGGGGCCCGUCAUCCGCAUUGACCUGCCCAGGAAGAAGUACCCGGCCUGGGAUGCCCACUUCAUUGACCGGCGCCUGCGGAAGACCAUCCUGGCGCUGGAGUACGCGUCGCCCACCACCCCCCGCCUGCAGUACCGCACCCCCGGCGCCCCGCAGGAGGUGCUGGAAUACGAGACCACCGUGUAGGUUGCGGGGCGUGAGGCUGCGGCGGGAGCCCCGGUGCCGCCCAGGCCACCCUGUGUCUCCGCAGCUGUUUGCCUUCCUUUGGGUUUGCCGGCGCUGCCGUGUCGCCAUGCCAAGCAUCCCGUAGGCGGUGGCCGGGGAGGUCUCUUGGUGCUAUCCCCUCCCCGCGCUGCACUCCCGCAGCCCAGACCCGUCUCACCCGACGGCGGCCGCCCCCACGCCCUCCAGGGCUCGUCCUUGCCAAAAUACCUCACCGGUGCCUGAGCCCAGGCGGUGGGUGCUGUGGUCCAUAUCAGUGGUGCAGGAUGGGGACUGGGGACGCCCUGGGAUGGGGGUUGGCAGCUGCCAGGGGCACGGUGGGGCACACUGGGGCACAGUGGGCAGCACACGGGAACACAGGUGCCUGUGCCACGGCAGAGCCGUGGGGAUGGAACACGGCUGCACUGGGGUGUUCAUGGGGCCUGUGACCCCCAGGGAGCUGGGGCAGGGACAGCCGGGGUCCAUCCAGUCCCCCCCUAUGUCUCCCACUUUCCCCACCCUCUACCACACCAACCCUAAGUGAGCCCCUGCAUAUCCAUCCUCAGCCCCCCCUGCCUCAGGGUUGAGCCAUGUCCCCAACCCCAUGGGGUCUCCAAUAUCCUGUGGGGUGCAGACCCCGGCCUCGGGGGGCCCCUGGUGGUUGGGCACGAACCUUGCACCCCUGGUUCUGGGCUGGGUCCCCAGCUGCGGCCAGGAGGGCUGCACCCCAUCCUCCCCCCCAUCCCCACAGGAAUUGCUUCAUCUCAUUGGGUUUGUUUUCACCUGAAUGGUGACAUUUUGUGUGACAUUUUCUACCUCCGCUGGGGCUGGGGGUGGCAGGGCCUGGCUGGCACCACUGAGGGGUGUGUGCGGGGCCGCCGGCGUUCCCCGGAUUCCCCAAAGUGGGAUUCACCCCCGGCCAUUCUCCUCUCCUGGGCUGGCAUCCCUUCCCACCCGGGAGCAUUUCCAUUCACUCCUUCAUCAGCAUCACCCUCCUCCAGCUCCCCAGUAUAAACCUGAGCUGGGACCCUGCCUCCCCUGACCUCACCCUGUGUUCCUCCUCCCCUCCCCUGCCUGCCCCCAGUCUCUGCCCCUGUCUGCUCCCGUCUCCCCAGAGGAGUGGGGCUGCCUGGGCUCUGGGUUUGAAUGUGUCCCUGGUCCUGCCCAGACUCAGCCCCCACCGAGGGGCUGUGCUGAAUGUACCCUGUGCCCCCCAGGCCGGGACUGUUCUGGGGGGGUUGUGUGCACGUUUGUGUGUGUGUGUGUGUGAGUGUGAGUGUGCAGGGGCUGGCAGGGGUUUGCAGGGCA
This is a messenger RNA of Parus major (Great Tit), 2528 nucleotides long. It is a transcript of the gene XKR7, whose product is annotated as XK related 7. NCBI's taxonomy places the organism in Eukaryota, Metazoa, Chordata, Aves, Passeriformes, Paridae. The record is from RefSeq and is a predicted model, not a curated record. Gene Ontology annotation, cellular component: plasma membrane. Gene Ontology annotation, biological process: apoptotic process involved in development; phosphatidylserine exposure on apoptotic cell surface; engulfment of apoptotic cell. The transcript has 2 exons. Bases 129 to 1205 code for a protein of 358 amino acids.